This is a messenger RNA of Cynara cardunculus var. scolymus (artichoke), 864 nucleotides long. Its product is annotated as probable calcium-binding protein CML25. The transcript has a single exon. The coding region runs from base 113 to 748 and encodes 211 amino acids. Gene Ontology annotation, molecular function: calcium ion binding. The record is from RefSeq and is a predicted model, not a curated record. NCBI's taxonomy places the organism in Eukaryota, Viridiplantae, Streptophyta, Magnoliopsida, Asterales, Asteraceae.
UCAUCUUCUUCUCUCCCAUUCACAAAUCACAAUACUUUUCCCAAUUGAAGCCAUCCAAAUCUUCCUCUGUAAUUUCUUUUGCAUUCCACAUCAUAAUCACAAGAAACCCAUAAUGGGUUUGAAGAAUCUCUUCAAUCGGAAGAAGAAGAAGAAGAAAUCCGCCGAGGAAGACAACACCACCCAUGAACACGAAUCCACACUUCCCGAAACGAAUCCCACGAAAUUGACGCCGGAAACGCACCGUGCCAACUCCUUGGAUUCUCGUAUACGGAUCGAGGAGGAACUCGAGCAGGUUUUCAAUAAAUUCGACGUCAAUGGCGAUGGGAAGAUCUGUUCAUCGGAGCUGGGAUCGAUCAUGGGGAGCCUGGGACAUCAACCCACGGAGGAGGAGCUAAAGAACAUGAUCAAGGAGGUGGACGCCGACGGGGAUGGAUUCAUAGAUUUGAAGGAGUUUAUCGAACUCAACACAAAGGACAUCGAUUCGGCGGAGGUUUUGGAGAAUCUCAAAGAUGCCUUUUCUGUUUUUGACACCGAUAAAAAUGGAUUGAUCACGGCGGAGGAGUUACAGAAUGUUUUGGGUAAUCUGGGCGAGGAAUGUGCUAUCGCCGAGAGCCGGAAGAUGAUCGCCGGCGCCGACCGCGACGGCGACGGGAUGAUCAGCUUUGAUGAGUUCAAGGUUAUGAUGAUGGUGGGUUCGCAUUUCGAUUCAGUGGGGUCAAAGAAACAUGAGCCCGUCAACAAAGAUUAAAUUAAUUAUUUUUUUUAAUCGUAUUUUCUUGUAUUGAUUUUAGAAAUAUUUUAUCGUUGGAUUAUUGAUGUAUUCUUGGUCUUCAAUGAUUAAGAUUUGGAUCUCUAAUUUCUUUU